CGCCCGGUAGGCGGAGCGCCCCCUUCCCCGUCAGCUGGUUCCGCCGGCGGGGUCGGGGGAACCGAGCGGCGGGUACUGGGCAUUUCGCUCCGACCCCCACGCCGGGUGGGAGAUGGAAGCCUCGGGCCUCACCCUGAAGCUGCUCCUGGUCGGGGACAGCGCCGUGGGGAAGUCCAGCCUCCUGUUGAGGUUCACCGAUGGCUCGUUUGAGCCGUGCCUGAAGCCCACCAUCGGUGUUGAUUUCAAAGUGAAGAAAAUGGUGGUGGAUGGCCACGCAGUGCAGCUUGCAAUAUGGGACACAGCAGGACAAGAGCGCUUUAGAACACUGGCUCCCAGUUAUUACCGAGGAGCUCAAGGGGUUGUUUUAGUGUAUGAUGUUACGAGAAAAGACACUUUCACAGGACUAGAGAGCUGGCUGAAUGAGCUGGAAAUGUAUACCAACAAAAGCAACACUGUGAAGAUGUUAGUUGGCAAUAAAACUGAUAAGCCUGAUCGUGAAGUAGAGAGAAGAGAGGGACUCCAGUUUGCUAGAAAACGCUCGCUGCUUUUUAUAGAGACAAGUGCCAAAACAGAGGAUGGAGUGCAACAUGCCUUUGAGGAACUAGUCAUAAAGAUCAUGCAGACACCAGGUCUCUGGGAUAAAAGCACAAAGAAGCAGGGAUUCCAGCUAAUGCAAUCUUCACAGCAGGAGAAAAGCUUAUGUAGUGCAUACUGUCCGCUUUCUUAAAUCUACAGGUGCCAGCUUCACUUUAACGUAGUUACCAGUCAGGACUUAACCUGAGCAGUGACAUUGCUUUUCUAUUUCACAUAGUUUUAAGCACUGGAAAUGGCUACAUGUCCCCAGAUAACAAGCUGAGUUGCUACUAAAUUUUAGGGUUAUAGUAUUCACUAUAAUAUUCAGUAGCAUUCUGCAGGAAGAAAAUGCUUCCUUUGCACUACACUGUAGGUUUUACCUUGCUGCUCUUAAGUACUUGCAUUUCAGAGUCAUCAUUUUGGGCCAGCUUACAGUGUGGGUCCUUCCUUUAGUUCUCUGCAAACCCAUGUUUCUGCCCUCAUUCAGCACCUGGAGGGCUAAAACCGUUUAAAAUGUGCUGGUGAUCGACGACUGUCCACUAGCAAGAGUCUGUUGCUACCAGAUAGCUGCCUCUUCUUACCUUCCCUCCACCCCCACUGGACUCGCUGCCUUGUCUUGAAAACAAGCCUUGAGUCAUCGAAGAUGCUAACCUAGAUUCUGUCUGCUCUUGGUAGCAAUGCCUCUAGGAGACUUUUGGUUGGGUGCUUGCAACACUGUAAAAGUAACUGUAAAAGUAACCAAAAACUUAAAGUAACCAAAAACUAAAAGGAACCAAAAAUAUAGGGACAGCAUUUAAAAUGUAAGCUGCUUGUAAACAAGUGACAAAUCCAAAGACACUCUUAUUACAGGACCUUGUCAAAUUGGAACAGAAAAGGUCAGCCUUUCUUAGGAUGGGUAUCCUGAUUCGUUACUAUCUAGUUGAGUUACAUUCUUAGUAAGUGUUUUCCUGAGUAACACCACUACUGUACCACUGCUGAAGACAAAGUGUAUAAACUUUAGCUUUACUUUGAAACUAUGCUAGCUUGUUCUCUAUACAGUGCUCUUUGGAGCUGUUUUCAUCUGUGAAAAGUAUGUGUGUAUAAUUCUUUCUAGAGUAAGUGAAUAAAAUGCCUGUCUUGGGUUUUUA
Oxyura jamaicensis (ruddy duck) is the source of this 1700-nucleotide messenger RNA. Its product is annotated as ras-related protein Rab-18-B-like. Gene Ontology annotation, molecular function: GTP binding; GTPase activity. The transcript has 7 exons. The coding region runs from base 113 to 727 and encodes 204 amino acids. The record is from RefSeq and is a predicted model, not a curated record. Lineage: Eukaryota; Metazoa; Chordata; Aves; Anseriformes; Anatidae.